UAAAAUCAUAAAUAAACCAUUACACGAACACAUACAGUUUAUACGCAUUUUUUAAUUGGUAGAAAAAAUAGUCACAACUAAUACAUUUAUUACAAAAAAAUUAUGAUAAUGAAAAAAUCGUAUGUUCGUUUAUUAUUAUCUAUAUUUAUAUUAAGUACUGAAGCAGUAUUGAAUUCAAGAAUUAAUACUGAUAUCUAUAAUAGUCUCGUUAACAAUAAUGGAUGGAAAUAUUUAAAGGAUGUGAAAUGUAUUCAGUAUUGGCAACAAUUUUAUAGUUUAGAAAAUCAUUUAGAAAUUACUACUCCAAAAGGUUGUAAUAAAAGAAUUAGAAUACUGACUUUAUUAUUGGCUUGUACAUAUGCAAAAGAUUUAAAAAUACUAUUUUUCAUAAUAAUACAAUUUGGUGAACAUUGUAAAAGUUUGAAUGACAUAUUUGAUUCAAAAGCAACUGGAUAUGAUUGCACUGUAGAGUUAUUGAAGAUUUUACAGAAAAUGUCAUCGAUAGCGACAUUGAUGAAAGAUACACUUUAUGUACUGGACAAUCUGCACUCUGUUCCAUGGAAAGAUGGGAAAAAUAAUAACUUUAUUUUAGAUAAUAUAUUAAUAAAUUUAGAAAAGUUUAACAACGUCUUAAGACACCAGCUUUCUUUGGAAAAUUAUUCAUCAGUCACGGAAAAUUUUUUUCAAUUUAUUUACUCAUAUUGUACUAAUAAAAUGUCUAACAUUGAAUGUGAUAUUAAAAUGUAUUGCAAUUUUGAAUCAGACGAUAUAGAAUUUCUAUGGGUACAAUGGAUUAAAGAAUACAGAAAUAUUAAUGACAAAACUUUGCAGUUCUAUGAAUAUCUGAGUCAAAAAGUCAAUUUGAAAAUUAAUUCCAUAAUUAUAGGAAAAUUUCAUAAUCUAGGGUUUCGACAUAAUCGGAAAACACUACAAAUUGGUAUACCUCUACCAUCCACGUAUAAUACCAACGGUACAAAAUUUUUCAUUAGGCCAAGUAAAACAUCUGAAAAAAUUCAAAGCAAAUCAGAGGAAAAUGGAAGGGAAAACACGUUUGAAAAUCGAUGGAUACUAGAACUUAUUGAUUCAUUGAAUAAAGAAAUGGUUAAUGUAUCUGAAACCAAUGAAGAAACGCAACAAAUCCAUUUUAUCGGACAAGAUUUGGUUAAUGUAUCUGAACUCAAUAAAGAACUGCAACUAAUCGAUUUUCCCGAAAAAGAUUUGAUUAAUGUAUCUGAACCCAAUAAAGAACUGCAACUAAUCAAUUUCCUGGAAAAAGAUUUGGUUAAUGUACCUGAACCCAAUAAAGAACUGCAACUAAUCGAUUUUCUCGGAAAAGGAUUAAAUCCUGAUGCCUCAUAUGAUGAUAUCUCAGAAUUGAUGGAAACAGACGAAAAUAGAGAAAAUUAUACCAAGUAUCUUUAAUCAGUAAUUUUAUGUGUAAUUACCACUUUUAUCAAAAUUUAAUAAUAAAACAUUUUGUUUAAACUUCAA
Daktulosphaira vitifoliae (grape phylloxera) is the source of this 1491-nucleotide messenger RNA. Its product is annotated as leucine-rich repeat and coiled-coil domain-containing protein PF3D7_0703800-like. The transcript has 8 exons. The record is from RefSeq and is a predicted model, not a curated record. Lineage: Eukaryota; Metazoa; Arthropoda; Insecta; Hemiptera; Phylloxeridae. Bases 103 to 1422 code for a protein of 439 amino acids.